Vitrella brassicaformis is the source of this 3600-nucleotide messenger RNA. The record is from the annotation of a GenBank genome assembly. Lineage: Eukaryota; Vitrellaceae.
UGCAUGUUUUGACAAGAGAGACUACUCCUUGCGUGGGUGUGUCUCAUGCACCACAGUCAACGCCAUUCAGCCUCGGUCACAGGGGCACACGCAAUCUGUGAUAAAUUCGCCCUCAGCUAGCGCAUUCACCAUUGAGACACAAAAGGUCCCACUAAGACGACUGCCGAGUUAGCCAUGCACGUGUCGUGGCCAUGAGAUCAUGAGAGAGGCCGCCACGCACAUGUGCACACCUCAUGUAUGUGUGUAUGAAGUGAGCGACACGCACCUCAGUGGAUGGCGUGUUGGUAUCAAGGACGGGCAGCGCGCGGCGUGCAUGCGUCUACGUGUGUAUGCGUGUGUGUGUGUAUGUAUGUGUGCAUGGACGAGUGAGUGUCUUGUCUCAGCUCUCAGCAAGCAAACAGGCAAGAGCACAAGUACGUACGAUGUCAUGUCCUUACUGUCUGUCUCUGCAAGCAACCACAUACAGUGUCAUGCACGACGCGUCCAUACCACUGCCUCUCACUCUCUCCCUCUCCAGAAAGACACAUCUGCCUCGACUGUGAGUCUCUCUCUGUAUACAUACAUGUACAUAAAUGAAGCCUUACAACUCCCCACCCAUCCAUCCAGCCAGCCACCCAUCCCCCCACUCAUUCACUCACCGCCCAUUGUCCCGCGUGGCCGCCUCCUGCCGGGCGGCCGUCUCUGCUGGAAGGCCAAAGCCCAUCUCGCCCCACCUUCCCCAGCCAACCCCCUCUCAUGCGAUAUAUACCAAGCAAUGGGCACGUCGGAAGAGGCCGCCUGGUGCCUGUGGUGCUGGCUCAUCUGCACCGAUGAACCGGCCUUCCUCCGCUCCUUGUCGUCCAGCUGCUGCGUGCUUGUGGAUGCGUCGGUCUGCUGGCCCGUCAUUCUCGCCCUGAUUGUCUUGGUGAUGUAGGAUCGAGCCUGUCUGAGCAGUGAUGUGGAGGGGGGCGGCGCCCAGGCGGUCUGCUGUGAGGUUGAGAGGGUGAGGGGCGUGACCAGGGGCGGGGAGGGAGGGGGCGGCACUUGGAUGCUUUCGGCGCCUUGCCUCUUUUGCUCUCUCAGGAAGCGCUUGGCGUGAGGGGCCCAGCGGUCGCAUAGGGCCAGGUCGAUGGAGAGGCCGGUGGAGAGGCCUCUCAGGAGCUGACAGGACCGCAGCACGAAGAAGAGGUCCUGCGGGAAGCCCAGCACCGCGUUGCUCUUCAGCGUGUAGUCGGGUGAGAAGAUGUUGAAGCAGACACUGGCCGAUCACACACAGGACAGAAAUGCGCUCAUGUCAGCAUGAGGGGGAUUGCGCCGCGCCUUCUGUCCGUGUCUGCGUACCCCGGCAUCUUCCUUGUGUCGAACAUGGAGACGGCCAUCCGCUCGAGCGUGGCGUUGUUGGAGGGAUCCUCCACAUGGAUGCCUUCACACACACACACACAGUUGAAUUGCCUGUACAUGCAUUCUCCUCGCUGCGUGUGGAUAGUACCCAGGUCGAGGAGGCCUUGUGCGAUGCGGUCCCGUUGCCUGGACUUGAGGUCCAGCACGAAACUCGCCAGCCGCCUUUGCAAAGGCUGGUCCAGAGCCUGAAUGAACGAAUGGACAGAAAGGCACACAACACAACAAAGGCCCACAGGUACAUGUUGUAUCUGUUGGUUUUCUCGCUUCGCUCACCUUGACUUGGCCCCAGUCGAGCAGCCCCAGAUGACCUCGCGGCAUGAUGAGGAAAUUGCCAGGGUGUGGGUCGGCGUGGUGCAGCCCAUCCUGGCUGAAAAUCAUGACGCCCCACGCGUCAGCGAUCCGCAUGGUGAUCCGUCUGAGCAGCCGCUGCUGCAUCCGGGGGGACAGCCGACGGACAGCGUUGUUAUUGGACUCAGCCACCUCACGCAGACGGGUGAUCUGCACCCUGCAGGCAAUAAGAUAAAACAGACACCAACACAGGUAUGUUGUCUGCGAUUGGCAGUGGGUUGUGUGUACCCAUCGAGGAAGCUCAUGAUGAGGAGUUUCUUGGUGGCGAGUCUUGGCUGUGGGACCUUGACGCCCCUCACUCGUCGGUGCAGCAGCGGCCCCAAGGCCUGCAUGUGACUGGCCUCCUGGGUGAAGUCGAACUCGCGGAGCAGCUGACUUUUCAGCUCCUUCAAGGGGUUCACUGCAUCAUGAUGAACACACAUACGUGUGAGCGCAGAAAGGCACACACGUGUGUGUGGAUGGGGUACUCACCUAGGUCGAAUUUGAGCUCGAAUCGCUGCAGGUACCUCGCCAGAAUCUGCCCACACCAAACGAAACAAGCCAACAAGAAGGGAUGGGACUUUGCCCUCCCCUCCCUCCCUCCCUCCCUCCUCUCGCCAUGUCCGUGCCGACCGAUAGGUUGGUGAUGUCGGCUGCCAUCAGCCGCCGUGCCCCGGGGUACUGAACCUUCACAGCUACUUUCUCGCCAGUCUUCCUGAGCUUGGCCUCGUGCACCUGCGACAGACUGGCGCUGCCGAUGGGCUUGGUGAGGUCGAAGGAGGCGAACAGCUGGUCGAAGUCCAGCUGCAGCUUCUUGAGCUCCUGCUCAACCACCUUGCGGGCCCUCUUGGCCGACAUGGGCGGCACACGGUCGUGGAGGGUCGAGAGCUUCCGGAUGUAGGGGGGCGGGCAGAUGUCGUGACUGCAGUCAAUGCAACCAUGAUAGCAUGUGACGCGCAGAGAGUGGAGUGUUUGUGUGUGUCUGGUGGUGCUUUACCUACCGAGUGCCAAGGAACUGUCCCGACUUGAGGUAGAAGCCUCUCAAUGAAAGACAGAGGUCCAGCAGACGGUCGCUGUUCUUCUCGUGCUGAGCCGACCACCUGAUAUGAUAGGUCACAUCGCAUCGAUCGCAUCACACGAAGCCAGCAGCAAAACACAACGGAUCAGCGCCGCUAUCAGAUAUGGGCUGGCUGGGCUGCAGUGCAAGCCGGUGAGGUCACCAGGUGUCUCGGGUGUGCUGUCGAUUAGCUUCAUCAGGAGACCACAGGGGCAACAGUGCACUCUGGGCCUGGCAAGACCAAACAAGAAGUGGAACCUUGGCAGGAUCUCUGUGGGUGGAGAGUGAAGGGCUGGGUUAGUACCUGUAGUAUUUUGUAGGACCCGUAAAUGACUCCCACCCUCAUCCAGAACUGCAGCAGCCGCAGCAAGUUCGACUGCUGGUCAUAGUCGAACUGUUCGACAGCUGCAGCGUCACGAGACAACCUGCACACGCAGACACACACACAUCACACGCACGCGCAGGCAUAUGACAUGCGUGGCGCUUGCUGCUCCGUCCAAGGCCGUCUUUCUGCCCAGCUCACUUGGCGUCUUGAGCACCCGUGUCGGCCACAUUCGGGCGCUUCUUCCUCUGGCUCACGUAUCUGGCCCUGGCAGUCUUCAGGCUGUCCACUGGCUUCUGAGAGCGGGCGACGAACGACAGGCACACAACGGGCUGAUGGCAGCCCAGAAAAAUACAGCAGAGCAGGGCAGCAGAGCCGCAGACGAUGACCAGUCUCAUGCUUGAGUCAGCCAGAGACUCGUAAGUCGAGAGUCAGCAGCAAGAUGAAAGGAAAGAUGCUGCUAUGAGAAGCUGCCAGGGAGCCUCGCAAAGCAUCGUCUCAGCAAGAAGAUUCG